AUGAAACUACUUCUAGUAUUGGUAGUCAGCAUUCUAUUCGGAUGUGCGGAGUCUUUUAAAGUUCAGAGUGAUUCGGGGGACACUGAGAGUUUUAGUGAUAGUUCAGCAGAAGAUCAAUUACUGUUGAUGAUACAAAUGACAAGACACGGUGCCAGAAGUACCAUUUCUACUAGGAAAGAGCCAAAUGUUAACACAAAGGAUUGGGAAAUGGGACUUGGAGAACUUACCCCAUCUGGAGAGAGACAGCAUUAUCUUUUAGGUAAUAAGCAAAGAAGGAAGUUUAUUACUGAUGAAAUCCAUCAUCUCAGUGAGGAUUUUGAUCCAAGAGAGGUUUAUGUUAUCUCUACUAAUUAUAAUAGAACUAUAAUGAGUGCUUAUUCAGAGAACCAAGGGUGGUAUCCUCUCGGAUCUGUGGAAGAGGUCUUGCCUGAGCAAAAGAAUACAGCUCUACCUCCUUUUGAGAUUGACAACAUUGAGGAAACAUUAAAUGAUCUAGGAAACGAUCCAACAAUGCAUGGAUAUCAACCAAUACCUAUUCAUGUUGGAGGAGAUGACUUUGCUCAUAUUUUUCAGGCUCAUGAUGCCAAAACAUGUCCAGUAGUAAAUCAGUUUGCUCAAAAGGUAAGAGAUGAAGCCAAAUUCACUGAAAUAAAUGAAAAGUAUAAAGACAACAUUCUCAAGCAGAUUAGAGAGAAUUGGGAAGUAGAUGAAGACCUUGAUUUUAAAAGUGUUGGGCACUUGGCUGAUCAGUUCUACACUGCUUACUUCGAUGAUAGAUUAGUCCAAAAAUAUCAGCUCCCUGUUGAAACUGUUGAUAAAAUCAUGGCUGAUCAAUUCUAUUACUUCAAUUUUUACUUUGAUGAAAUGGUUAGGAUUGCCACAUCUAACUUUUUGAAUUUCUUAUAUUCAACAUUUGAUGCUAAGAUAUUGUCCACUCUUACAGAUAUGGAUGACGUCAACUGGAUUAAAUCUAAAAAGCUAAUCUAUAUCAGUGCUCAUGACUCAACAGCAGCUGCUGUAUUAUCAGGAAUUGAGCAAAAGCAGGAAUAUCAGCCAUUCUAUGCCACUCAUAAUUUGAUCCAGCUCUGGAAGAAGGCUGGAACAAAUGGCGACAAGGAUGAAGAUUACUAUGUGAAAUGGAUCUAUAAUGAUAAAGCCUUGAACAUUAACAAUAAGUGUGAUGAAGAAGGAAGAUGUCCAUAUGAUUUGUUAAAAGAGUAUCUCAAAUCCAGAGAAUACCAAGGAGAUGACUGGUUGGCUGCUUGUAAGGGCACUCAGUCUAAUUGGCUUGGAGGAUAUCACAUUAUACUCAGUACUUUUGGUGGAGUUGUAGCUCUUGGAUUUGUUUCAUAUCUAAUGAUGAAGAAGUUUAUGAUCCAUUCUUAAACUUUCAAUAAAAA
This is a messenger RNA of Moneuplotes crassus, 1400 nucleotides long. Lineage: Eukaryota; Ciliophora; Spirotrichea; Euplotida; Euplotidae. The record is from the annotation of a GenBank genome assembly.